AUGCUCUUUGAGAGAAGCAUGGCGGUUCUUGGAGGAGUGACGCCGACCUCGUUGCCAUGGGGCUUCCUGGUGUGCGGCCUCCUGUGCCUCGCGCUGCUGCGGCAGGCCGGCAAGCUGCUGGACAUGCUGUGGCUGCGGCCGCGGCGGCUGGAGCGCGAGCUCAGAGCGCAGGGCCUCCGCGGCACGCCCUACCGCUUCCCCGUCGGCGACCUCAAGGAGCACGGCCGGCUGAGCAAGGAGGCCUGGGCGAGGCCCUUGCCGCUGGGGUGCCACGACAUCUCCGCCCAUGUCGCGCCUUUCCUCUACAACGCCGUUCAGGAACACGGGAGGACGUGCUUCUCUUGGGUCGGCCCGAUCCCCAAGGUCACCAUCAGCGACCCCGACCUCGCCAAGGACGUCAUGUCCAACAAGUUCGGCCACUUCGAGAAGACCAAGCUUCCGGCGCUGUCGAAGCUGCUGGCCGAAGGCCUCGCCAGCAUCGACGGCGAGAAGUGGGCCAAGCAUCGGCGCAUCCUCAACCCGGCGUUCCAGCUCGAGAAGGUCAAGCGUAUGUUGCCGGCGUUUUCUUCAUGCUGCGAAGACAUUGUUAGCAGAUGGAGGACGUCCCUAGGCUCGAAGGGUUCAUGCGAGCUGGACGUUUGGCCGGAGCUCAAGAACCUGACGGGGGAUGUUAUUUCUCGCACCGCAUUCAGCAGCAGCUACCUCGAGGGGAGGAAGAUCUUUCAGCUACAGGAGGAGCAAGCUGAGCGCCUCAUAACGAACAUUCGGGGGCUUCUCAUUCCCGGCUACUUGUUCUUGCCAACCAGAAACAACAGAAGGAUGCAUCAAAUCAACAAGGAGAUCGAAUCGAUUCUGAAAAAUCUUGUUGGUAAAAGAAUCCAAGCAAUGAAACAAGGCGAGAGCACCACGGACGACUUGCUUGGCUUAUUGCUAGAGUCAAACAUGAGACAGACUGACGAGCAUGGCCGAUCCAGCUUGGGGAUGACAAUUGAAGACGUCAUCGAGGAAUGCAAGCUGUUCUAUUUUGCAGGAAUGGAGACAACGUCCGUGCUGCUCACGUGGACAAUGAUCCUACUCAGCAUGCACCCAGAGUGGCAAGACCGUGCAAGGGAGGAGAUCAUGGGUCUAUUUGGAAGAAACAAACCGGAAUAUGAAGGACUAAGCAGACUCAAAACGGUGACCAUGAUCCUUUAUGAAGUUCUCAGGCUAUACCCGCCGGCAACCUUGUUCAGUCGGAAUACUUACAAGGAGAUGGAGAUUGGUGGCAUAACAUACCCUGCUGGCGUCAUGGUUGAGCUCCCCGUGAUGUUCAUCCAUCAUGACCAGCACAUUUGGGGCAGCGAUGUCCAUGAGUUCAAGCCAGACAGGUUCGCCGAUGGGGUCUCUAAGGCAUCCAAUGAUUCAGGUGCCUUUCUCCCUUUCGGUUGGGGGCCACGGAUCUGCAUCGGCCAAAACUUCGCACUUCUUGAAGCCAAGAUGGCAAUGUGCAUGAUCAUUCAAAGCUUUGAGUUCGAACUGGCGCCGUCGUAUAGUCAUGCGCCAUAUACUGUGAUAACAUUGCAACCGAUGCAUGGCGCACAGAUAAAUGUUAGAGCUAUUUGA
Triticum turgidum subsp. durum (durum wheat) is the source of this 1602-nucleotide messenger RNA. NCBI's taxonomy places the organism in Eukaryota, Viridiplantae, Streptophyta, Magnoliopsida, Poales, Poaceae. The record is from the annotation of a GenBank genome assembly.